AGAAGAAUUUCUGCAAGCCCUGUUGCUCGAUCGCCUUUUUCGACGUGUUCAAGGAUCCAGUGCAACAUCUUUCUGUACUAUUGAUAGUUCCUGGAGCCAUAACAGUUGACCAGCUCUUGUGUUUUAGAUAAUGGCUGAUGCCGGUGAUGUCAGCCAGUCUGCGAAGACACCAGCAGACUUCCUGAAGAGCAUCAAGGGAAAACCGGUUGUGGUGAAGCUAAACUCUGGGGUGGACUACAGAGGGAUUUUGGCGUGUCUUGAUGGCUACAUGAACAUCGCUAUGGAAUCCACAGAGGAGUAUGUCAAUGGACAGCUCAAGAACAAGUAUGGGGAUGCCUUCAUUCGUGGGAACAAUGUCUUGUACAUCAGCACAGUCAAGAACUGAUGGAACUGAUCAAAAUCCAGCAGCAGCAGCAGCAGCAGCAGCAUGACCUCCUUGCUCAGCCAAGCAAAGGGGCUGCAGCUGGCGUUGCCUCACAGUGUGUCCUGACACAGGAGCUUAGCUGACUUGCUUUCUGCAUGAAGGGAGCAGCAAUGGGUAAGGCUGAUACCAUAGGAUUUUUCUUAUGGCUGAGCAGAACUGAAGGGUGCAGAUUGCGUGUGCCACCUGACCGGCGCUUCAUCAGCCCAAGGAAAUCUAUCUGAGGGUGAAUGAUCAUUUUUGGACUGCUGCUGGCCAUGCUGUGUAUGCCCCACAACAGGCUUGGCAAAGGGACCUAUUUAAAAUCACAAUAGUGCGGCCUUGCCUGGCAGUUUGGAAGUAGUGUACAUUGACCGAGUGCGGUGAGGCUUAGUUUAGAAGCAUAGAGUGUCAUAAAAUGUCUUUUGGGCGCAGCCACGCGUUCUAAUGUCACAUUUGUUACAUCAGAAGUCACUUGAAGUGUCAAUUUGAAGCUUCCUCGACUUUGUAAUUGCUAGCUAUAUUCU
Coccomyxa subellipsoidea C-169 is the source of this 927-nucleotide messenger RNA. Its product is annotated as isoform CRA_b. Gene Ontology annotation, molecular function: RNA binding. The record is from RefSeq and is a predicted model, not a curated record. Gene Ontology annotation, biological process: mRNA splicing, via spliceosome; maturation of SSU-rRNA. The transcript is spliced from 4 exons. The coding region runs from base 131 to 385 and encodes 84 amino acids. NCBI's taxonomy places the organism in Eukaryota, Viridiplantae, Chlorophyta, Trebouxiophyceae, Coccomyxaceae. Gene Ontology annotation, cellular component: P-body; U4/U6 x U5 tri-snRNP complex; nucleolus.